AUGAAGAGUCUUCAAUGUUUCCUGUUCUCUGUCCUUCGACAAAAGGAGGAAGAAAAAGGAAAACUUAGAAGUAUUGAGAAUUUGAUUAAUCCCAGUAUCCCAAGCGUUGGUAGCCUGUGGAAUAAAAGGAGAACUCUACAGGUAGGUUCAUCCCAACAUCUACAGGAGUCUCUAAUUUUUCGCAUAGAUUCUGGAACAUAG
Molecule: messenger RNA, 201 nt
Organism: Necator americanus (New World hookworm)
Lineage: Eukaryota; Metazoa; Nematoda; Chromadorea; Rhabditida; Ancylostomatidae
Exons: 2
Coding region: 1-201 (66 amino acids)
Source: RefSeq, a predicted model, not a curated record